Molecule: messenger RNA, 4875 nt
Organism: Pseudonaja textilis
Lineage: Eukaryota; Metazoa; Chordata; Lepidosauria; Squamata; Elapidae
Source: RefSeq, a predicted model, not a curated record
AUGGUGGAGUCCUCGGGCAGCGGCUCCAGCCGAGCGGGGCAGAGGAAGAGGCCGCACCAGCAGUCCCCCCCCGCUGGAGAGAAGGUGGCGGAGGAGGAAGAGGCUCCCCUUGGAGGGGGGCAGGCAAGAGGGGUCAGGCUCUGGGGCCUCCUGCGGAGGGGCUUCCGCCGGGCUGUGGAAAAGAUGAAGAGCGAGGAAAUGAAGACCCUCCACCUGAGCCAUGGCCUGCAGCAUCAGUGCCGCAUCGUCCUGGCCAGUCCGGUGUGCCACGUGACCUACGACCUGCAGAGAAGGGCCUUCGUGGUGCUGGACGCAGCCGACACGCUGCACCUGUUGACGGAGGACGGCUGCUGCCAGGGCAGCGUGAAGGGCCCGGCCCCCAUGAAGGGCAUCCUCUAUGCCUCCCACGUCAACCAGUUCGUGGCCUGGGACACCGGAGCCCUGCAGGUCCUGGACUCCCACUUCCAGCCGCUCUCGCAGAUGCCGUCCGCGCUGCCCAUCCGCUGUGGCAUCUAUAGCAAGCAGCUGAACCGGAUCGUGACUGCCGGAGAUGGGAACUUGACCCUCUGGAGCUUCCGUUACGGCUCCCGCAGCCUGCAAUGCCGGGCCAGCGUGAGCACUGGCCUGGGGCCCACUGACCGCUUUGCCCACCUGGCCUUGGACACGGGCAGCCCCAGCGAGCCCCACUGCUGCUUCGCCUCUUGUGCCACCGGCGUGGCCACCUUUGACAUCUCCAAGGGGAACCUCCUGGCCUUCCGGACGAAGCUCCACAGCAGAGAGAUCACGGACCUUGUCUACUGUGAAGCCAUUGGCUGUGUCAUCACGGCCUCCCGAGACACCACCAUCAAGGUGUGGAACAAGGAGUGGGACAUUCAGAUCGUCUUUGUGGGGCACACCGCUCCAGUCAUGGCUGUGACCAUCUACCCCCACCGGCCCCUCAUCUUCUCUGCCUCCCAAGACGGGACCAUCCGCACCUGGAACCUCAACACCGUGGACCAGGUAGACCAGGUCCACGUCUCGGAGCCCGUGGAGUCCCUGGACACCCACACCAAUUCGCACGUCUUCUCCGUCUCGGGCUGCACCCUCAACCUCUGGAGGAUCAACCAGCUCUACUCGCUCUACACAGCGCUGGGCUCCCCCGCCAGGCGGCUCAGCUGCAUCGACCUGGGGCUGCUGGGCAACUUUCCUGCCCGCAUCCUCUGCCUGUGCCAGGACUCCACCGUGCAGCUGCUGGAGGCCGACAGUGGCGCGCCCGUCUCCGUCCUCUCCUUGGACCAGUAUUCCCCGGCUCGGGAGGUGGCCUACUGCUUGCCCCGGGAGACGCUCUUUGUGCUGCUGGAGCAGGGCCACGUGCUGCACGUCAACGCUGCCCCCAGCGCCAUGGUGGUGAAGCGAUGCUUCAGCAGCAGCCUCUGGGAGUCCAAGCCCUGCUGCCUCCUGCUCUACAGCCAUGUGGUGGAGCCGGACAAGGCGUACGCCACGUGGCUGGACGUGACCCAGAACCAAGGCUACCGGAGAAAGUGGCAGAAGUCCACCCUCAACAUGCAGGACAGGAACAGAUUCCUGCCAAUUCUGGGACACAACAAUGGCUCCCUCAGUGUCAUAGAUUGGUUCUUGGGCCGAGUGCAGUACACGGUGGAGGCGCAUAACCCCCAGCGGGUCACGGCCCUGGCAGAGUACCCUGCGCAGAUAUGCCUCUUGUCAGCAGGUGCUGACCUCACGGUGAAGAUGUGGCGCCUCUUCCCCUACGCGGAGGAGAGCCUCCUCCCCCUGCUGUGCUUCUCCUGCGCCUCCCCUGCGUGGCACCUGUGCUUCCUGGGAGAGACCCUGGCCGUGGCCUUCCAGGACCCCGAAACAGUCACUUACAGCAUCGUCCACUACAACCUGCUGGAGCAGACGCGCUCGGAGCACGGACCUGAGGACGACGCCCAGGAUGACAUCACAGGACUCUGCUGCUGCCCAAACCUGCAGCUCUUUGCCUCGUCCAGCCGGGACGGGUCGGUCAAGAUCUGGGACCACAAGAACAGGCUGCUCCGCCACCUGAAGCUGAACACCAUCCCGGAGAGCCUGGCCUUCGCCAACCCCAAGGGGGACCUGCUGGUGGGCCUGGAGCAGCACCUCUACCUCAUCCCCCACACCAAGUACCUGCCCAGCUACUACCAGAUGCAGCUGCUGUGGGCCGAGUUCCUGGAGCCCCUGCAGGACGUCUCCUUGCCCAUCAGCCGCACCAGCUUUGAGGCCCUGGUGCGAGAGAACAACCGGCGCUUGAUGCAGGAGCUGCCGGUCAAGAAGUCGGAGGGCCCGCUGCCUGGGGCUCGGCUGGGCUGGGAGGCCUGACCUGGGGCUCCUCUGCAGGGCCUGGCCCAGCUGGCGGAGAGGAACCGGGACCUGCAGCUGCUGCAGGAGGGGAAGAUCAGCCCGGCCAAGAAGCGGCCCCUCUCCAAGGAGAUGCGGGUGGAGGCCUUUGAGCGCUACCUGCGCUUCUUCUACAAGGAGCAGCUCAGCCUGCAGAUUCCCAAAGAGGAUCCCUUCGACGCCGACGAAGUGCUGGAAUGCCUGGGACGGAUGGACCCCCUCGUGGCCCUCCGGGGACCCUCCAUCUCUCACAUGUUCCUCGGGGGCUUCGCUAAGCCCAGGAGCCUCGAAAUGAGCAGCUCCCUCUUUGUGGAUAUCAGCCCCUCCCUGCAUUUUGCCUCCUCCCUUGCAGUUCCUGGCAGCCUCCAGGUGAAGAGGAAGAAGGUGGAGGUCGCCACUGCCCCGUCCUCUGCCAGGAUGCAGGCGUCCCCCUCCCUGGGGAGGGCUGAAGCUCCCCCGCCCCCCGUGAUGCAGGAAGCCCCAAAGGCCGUCCGGUCCCUUUCGGCCAGAGCCAGCAGCCGGCAAGGCGUCCAGCCCGAGCUGAAGGGGCCCUCGGAGGAGGCGCCCACGCUGGCAGAGCGCUUGAGCCUGGUGAAAACGGUCCAGGCUGUGAUCUCGGUCUCCCCAGAGGGCCCUUCGUCCCCCAGCCCCUCCGGGCACUUUAAGAGCGAGAAGAGCGUGGUCUUCAGGGAACCGGUGUCGGCGCAGCCGAGCCAGGCGUCCGUGGCCUCCACCUCGCGUUUGAGGAGCCCCCAGCUGUCCGGCAUCGUCAAAGGCUUCUUUCCGGAGAGGCCCAGCAGCCCACAGGGGUCUCAUGCGGAGCUCAAGAGCCGGAGUCUCCAGCUGCCCAGAAUAUCCUCGGGCUUCAUCCCCAACUCGGUGGUCGUCCAGCAGCUCCACUCCAGCUCCACGGAGACAGAGGACCUGGUGAAGGUGGUCGAGCCCCAGGAGGUGUCGACGAGCUCCUCGAAGGCCAGUUUGGUGACAUUUGAUGAGGGUGAGCUGCCCAAGGAAGAACUCUGGCUGGUGGGCCAGGCGACCACGUCCAAGUCCCGAAUCACGCCAGCCAAGGAAGGUGCCCCCUCCACAAAGCAGAGCGUGCCUGGGGUCUUCCUGACUCAGCUGGAUGAGUCCCAGUAUCCAGAGCCGCAGCAGGCGAUGCCGGCGUUUGUUUGGCCCUUCGUGGACCAAGAGUGGUUCCAGGAUCUUUUCCCAGAGGGUAUCCGCCCCGAGAUGCCCUUGAAGUCCCUGGUGAGGAAGCUGCAGGAGGCGCUGGUCACCUCCGACUUCCACACCAAGACGGAAGUGCUGAGCGCCAUCAGCUACUUGGAGGACCAGCUGGAAGACAAGACCAAGAGGUGGAUCCAGUACACCCUGCUGGAAGUGCUGAACGAGGAAGGCAACACCCCUUCGCUGCAGGAAAAGAGCCAGAGGAGGUUCAUCCUGGCCGCCCUGCGCGUCCUCCUGGACCUGGACAAGGACAGCCUGGACUUGAUGGUGGAGCUGAUGACCUGUUACCUGAUGGCGCCUGCUUGCAUCAGGGCCGUCUUUAAGGACAUGUUCAAGGAGUUGGGGCUUCAGGACCCGCACAACUUCUUCUUCAAGGAGAUGAACUCCUGGAUGGUGGAGAUGGAAGACCCCAAGGAGGCCGUGCGGAAACGCAGCAGCCAGUGGCUGGAGGAGAUGAUCAGGAUUUUCCAGGAGCACAGAGUCCGCCUGUGGCAAGAGGAGGCCACCUCUGGGAAGAAGCCUUCCCUGGACACCGGCCACAAGACCCAGCAAAGGAAGAGGCUGGAGAAGAGCCACAAAAAAGCCACGAAGCUCGCUGGAAAGCCGGCCAAGGCUGCCCACAAGGAGGCGGCGGAAAGCGAGGAGGAGUGGCAGGGGAAGCACAGCGUGGAAGACUUCCAGAAGCCUGUUCGCCCCAUUGAUGCCAUCCAACAUUUUACGGACAAGCAGCUGGAGAGAGAACUGGAGGCGCUGAAAAAGGCCGUCUGUUUGAGAGCUGAUUCCCCCCGGGACACCGUCUUGGCGUUGCCCCCUCUUCAGAAGUCCAAAGCGAUUCUGCGCCUCGGAGAAACCAACGUAAUGCUGAGAACGAGGAUUGCUGAGCGCUUCUACUUCCCCUUCAUCUUCCCCCGCUACCUCAUGAAAGGCUUCGUCCCCUUCGUGAAGCUGCCUUUGCCGAAGGUCACCUUGCAGCCGUUUCCAUCCCUUUCCAAGAGCCCGGCAGCGCCAGGGACGUUCACUGCCAGGCAGCAGCUGGUGCACAAGUACUUCAUCCCAAAGUUCUCCUACGCCGACAGCUACCCUUGAAGGCAGGGAGGCCCAGGAUGGAGCCGAGGGGCUUCCAAAGCAGGAACCGGAGGGGUCCCGUGCUGAAGAGCCGGGGGGCACCAGCCUGGCACACGCCCGGGGGCUCCCACUGACCAACCGGGGGUAGCAACAAUCAGACUCUCCAGAGGCCUUAUAUUUUAUUUCUUUAAAGUGACAAGAACCCGAUUUAUGACACCCGCUAAG